Messenger RNA from Protopolystoma xenopodis, 387 nucleotides. NCBI's taxonomy places the organism in Eukaryota, Metazoa, Platyhelminthes, Monogenea, Polystomatidea, Polystomatidae. The record is from the annotation of a GenBank genome assembly.
AUGUUGGUGCGGAGAAUGGCAGGGCUCACUGAUGAUGCCGACUACAAUGCCGACGAAACGUUAAAGAAUGUAUCAAGUCCAUUGUCAGAUGCUGGGAAUCAAGACACCUACUAUGGCAGACGACUUCGGAUUAAGUACAUUCUACAUAGUCUCCCUGAGCAAAAGACACAACAAAACGAGGAGUUUGAGACCAUUCAAUCUCGUGUCCUGUUUCUGGCCUGUGCUCAGCAAGCUCGGAUUUUGAAACCCAACAGCCUUUGCAGGCGUUUUUGUGCUCAGCCACUCUUUGUCGAAUGGGACGACAAGUUUCUCCAACAUAAAAGCGACCACAUGAACACAUUAUUUUGUAGCAACCUGAUUUGGAUAAUUUGUCAACUUUAUCUCUAA